This is a messenger RNA of Peronospora belbahrii, 597 nucleotides long. NCBI's taxonomy places the organism in Eukaryota, Oomycota, Peronosporomycetes, Peronosporales, Peronosporaceae. The record is from the annotation of a GenBank genome assembly.
AUGGCGAGCGAGGCAUCGUCACUACAGGCAAAGCACGUUGAUGUUCGCCUACUGUCGGUCAAAGACCUUGGCCGCGAGGAGGUGAUUGGCGAUCUCCUGCGUACCAACGGACUUAUGGAUGCAAACUCGGUGCGCGCGUUGAUUGGUGACGACUGCUAUGACGAGAAUCUUGACGGAGUAGCGAUGCUUGGAGCGUCGAACAAGCGGUCUGGCCCAACGAUACGCGAGUUCCAGUCACUCGUGGGCAGCUUGCUAUGGGUUGCGCGCUGCAAAAAGCCCGACAUCGCCUUGUGCGGGCACAGUAAGCUUGAAGGUCACGAUAGUCGCCGGCGCAAAACCGUGACCAAAAAAGUGUCUCGACGGGAAGCGUUUAGCGACGCUGAUUCUGCGGUCGAUAAGGCCGACAGGAAGUCGAUGACCGGCAGCGCCGAUUUUGUCGCUGUCUCGGAAUUGAAGCGCGAAGUGCUUGGCCUCCGCGAGAUGCUGAGCAAGAUUGGCAUUGCACCGGCUGUUCCUAUGCCGCUUCAAAUCGACAACUAUAACGGCAAGCAGCCAGAUGGCGGGCGAGGCAUCGGCACUAAAGGCAAAGCACGUUGA